Messenger RNA from Temnothorax curvispinosus, 8440 nucleotides. Its product is annotated as R3H domain-containing protein 1-like. Bases 1776 to 5801 code for a protein of 1341 amino acids. Gene Ontology annotation, molecular function: nucleic acid binding. The transcript has 17 exons. The record is from RefSeq and is a predicted model, not a curated record. Lineage: Eukaryota; Metazoa; Arthropoda; Insecta; Hymenoptera; Formicidae.
GCGGUGCCGCAGCGACGCGACGUUACAAGCUCGGCAGAGCUUGCAGCUGAUCCAGGUUCUCUCCUCUUGUCGGCGUCGCUCGUUUGCACCUUCCGUUUUCCGUCACUCGCACCUCCGUCGUCCGUUUCUGUCUUGCUUGAAGGGGGAUCGCGCUUCCGUUCGUGAAUUCCGCGGAAACACGAGCACGACACACGGAAGAGAAACGUGCGACGGCACCAGAUCUCCCGCGCGCACAAGGAACGCGCGCGGAAGGAACGAGAGGGAAGGAAGGGUGAGAGAAAGAAAGAGAGAGAGAGAGAAGCGUUCUGCUAUUUUCGAGACGCCGCGAGGUCUUGCCAAAACGUGCCCUCCUCGACCCGCGGACGGCGAGAAUCGCGGCCGGAAGGUCGCGGCGGUAGCCCGCAUUUCCGCUCGGAUCGGGUCCGAACCCGGGAUCGCCGAUCGAUCCGUCGAGUAGCGCGAUCGCGGUUAUCCGGAGCUCGUUGCCGACCGUAAACCCUUUCUGUUCGGUUUGAACAUUCCGCGAUGUCCCGACGAUCAACGAUAAGGAGAUCUGAAUAUUGUGAUAAUCUGGAGUUAUUCUCUUAGGUUUGCCUCGAUAGUAGUUCUGGUUUAAUCCGAUCGACGAUAGUUUCUGGUUAAUUAAUCUCACGCCCGGAGUAAAGCCGUUGUUUAAUAUCGUUGGAGACAACCAGAUCGCCACGGACUGGAACGGGAAAUUGGAUGGUCGGCCGUGAUCCCGAGACGACCGACGCGUUUCUUGCCAUAACGGAGCCAUCAUCGACGUACCACGUCUCUGGUGGGCCUUUUCCAGUGAUCAUCAUACUUCCCGCUCGCGGCGGAGGUCGUUCCGACGACGAUAUCUCGCGGUCGCUUUUACGAGCGAGACUCGGGGGUAUUUCAGGCGAUAACAGCCGGACAACCGAUGAAAAGAGACUGAGAAAGGAAAAAUCUAUCAUCCGUGGAUCUUCGCGCUCUACAGAUCGACGAACAACUUUCGGAUCGCUAAAACGCACGCGGACGGUCGAUCGUACCCCGCGAAAUCACUUCAGGCACUCGAGAUAACAUUGGUAUCGGAGAAGAAGAAGAGAAUUACGAGGAAUACGCGAGCCAGUCGCGCUGGUAAACACUAAGAAUCGAGUCGAUCGAUGUGAUGCGACCAGGGGGGAACAAGUAAAAGUUGAGCUGAAUGAAAACGACCGAUGGGAGGAAGCGGGAACGGAUGAGCGAUGUGCAUGGCGAUCAAUAGUCAUUGAGUACGAACGGGACGUUGUUUCGUCGAUUAAAAAGACAUAGAGAAAAAGUAAAACUAGAGGAAGAGAGAGAGAGAGUGAGAGAGAAAGAAAGAGAGCACUGAGGAAAGAUGCGAGCCGCGGCUGAUCGAUGGCGAUCGAAAGCGGCUCGUGAUCGGCGCGUCGUCGCCGAGAAUGGAGGAUAAAUUUAUCCGCGUCGCGAGGAGGAAUGCGGCAGAAGCGUGGAGGAAGAGUGGCACGAGCACCGCGGAACGCCGCAGUCGCAUUUCCGGUUUAAAUUUAACGCGAUGAUACGUGCGCUUUCGCAAUUAGCCGCUAUGGAGACUGCCGAAUUUAACUGGAGAAUAUACGAUGUCGGAAGGUGGACGUGCAGUGAUCUGGCACCUAGUAUCAGCCCCUCGUGCUGCACGCCACCCGAAAGAUUCACAUACUAACUGCUAGUCGCACCCGCGCGUGUGUAUGUUGAAACCCCCACCAGUUGCAGGGUGUACUGCACUGUAACCCCAUGACUACAUUUAACACAUGGCUCGCCUGGAGAUACCGAGCAUAGUGGUGUAUAAAGGAAGCAGGUCGCAGGACCGACCUGAGAGUCCCACGGUGGUGGUGCGAGGAGGAAUGCCCUCACUGCCGUCCUCCAGGCAAGGCCUCGCCGUAAGUGGCUCCGGUGGUGGUGCACCUCACCAGGACGCCUCGGAGUCGGAUAUGAUAGACGGGAAUGCCAACCCCAACGUCGGCAGCACCCCCGCACCGAACUCGCUCCACCGUCCGGCGUCACUCUGCCCGCCGCCCGACAAAUCGGACACUGAAAGCAAGAACUUUCGCAAUCGGACGAACACGAAACUGAAGCUGUUAGUCAGAAGCCAUGCCAUGAGAGAAUCGACGUCCCCACCGCGGGAACCGCACGGCAACGGUCCACCGUCGCCGCACAGUCCGCAAUCGGCGGAUGGCGAGAAGAAGAUCGUUUGUAGCCUCUCGCCCAACUCCACCGGUGCCAAGCUCAACAAUAACGAGUCCAUGUACAACAGCAAUCUUUGUUCCGCUCAACCUCCCAAGCAAAUGCGCAACACAGCGACCUCGCCGACCUGUCGGACACCGUCGCGAAAUGGUCAAUCUAGUCCCUCUCAGGUACACUCACCAAAGAGCAUCACUUCUCCGACCAAUAGCAAUAAAUUGGAGAACCAUCGCUCCAAAUUCGCUAGCGCGAAUAUCAUUGAGAAAUGCAAUAACUGUGUGAAGAACAAUCAGAAUGAACGGCCAGGUCUACUACAGACUCCGAUAUCACCCACCAGAUCCGGCCAAGCGUUGCAACAUUCGCCAAAGAGCACCAAUCUUGCUCCGUGCGGUCAGAAUAAUCAGCAUAGAUCCGAGCAACGAAGGCCGAACACGUUGAACAUCUGUAACAAUCAGUGUUCGGCACAAUGCGGCAACACGCUGUCAGUUAGCAGGCCCGGAUCUAGGCACAAGCUGAGACAUCAGAAUUCGUCUCAGGGCAGUUACGACAGCGCGUCACCAUGUCUCUCGCGCGAUAGUAGCACGGAGCUGUACACGGACAGCACCGGGAUAGAUCUCGAGCAGUUUAUUGCGGAGACUAUAAAUCGCAAUCAGAAAGAUCGCACAGUGUUGCUGAAGAUUGAGAAGGAUUUAAUCGAGUUCGCGAAGGAUCGACAGAAGGUCUCUCACAAGUUCCCGAACAUGUCGUCGUACAACAGGAUGCUAGUGCAUCGAGUGGCAGCUUACUUCGGGAUGGAGCACAACGUGGAUCAGUCGGGUCUGAGCGUCAUUGUCACGCGGACGAAGAACAUGCGAAUACCGGACACUCGCUUCAAGGAGCACAUCAGGGACGAUCUGAUUCUAUCGGAGGAGCCGCGAAGAAGCAUCCUGAAACGGGAUUCGAGCUCGUUCGAGGAUAGCUUCAAUUUCAAAUCGCCUGACAGACUGUCGGGCGAUUGCUGCCGGCGCAGCAAGAGCUUCGAAGAGCGGGAGGAGGAAUACGAGCGCGCAAGACGGAGGAUAUUCAAGGACAGCAGCGGCGAGAGCAGCGAAGUCACAUCUUGGCCGUGGUCCUCGACGGAAAGCUCGGAUGCCUCGGCAAGAUUUCGCUUGCUACACCCGGAUCACCUAGUCAGGCCAAAUCGAUUACUGAAGGGCGAAUCUUUUGACGGAAGGGAUUCGUUCCGCGGCGCGGUGUUGCGCCCGUCCGUUUCUAAGUCAUUCAGUUUCGGUGGAUACACCAAAAGCAUGCUGUCGAGGGGGGACAGUGUCACGUCCACACAUAGCGCGGGAGCUCGCCUCAUGAAGCAAGAUUCGGGGGCGAGUAUGUGUUCACGCUUGAGCCCGAGCCGCUCGAGCAGUGGCUACAAAUCGCAGAGUCAGCGCAGCGAUGCAACGAUAUCACCAUCUCUGUCACCCUCCCCCGUGCCGGCCCCCAUGACGUGCAGCCAUACUCAAGUAUCUAGUCAGGAUUUAAUCUCGCCGGAGUCGGGCGGCGGCCAAACGGUCAUGUGGGCAGUCACCAGUUUGUCCAGCGUCCCACCUGGUAGCAUAAUAAUAAACCCGCAGACCAAUCAGCCAUAUACGAAUCCGGAUGGCACGAUUUACCGCUACGACCCGGACAAUCCGCCAAAAUUCUUCACUAUGGAGAACGAGAAUAGCAGCGCGACGCUAUCCGCAGCUAACAAGCAGCAUCAUCAUCAUCAUCAUCAUCAGCAUCAGCACCAACACACGGAAUUGCCUUCCGAGCCGUCCAGAACGACGAAUGGCAACUACAAAAACGACGGCAGAAAACAGAGAUCGCCACAAUCGAGGAUCAACGUCACGGGGGCGACUUCCGGGGCCCAAGUAACGAACACAGCGACAUCGCCGAGCCUGCCAUUCACUCCGCCGCCACCGCCACCACCUCCACCUCCUACUUCUGCCCCGCAAAAUCUACCCAUUCCGCAACAGCAGCAAGCGCAUCAACAGCAAGCGCAUCAACAGCAAGCGCAGCAACAGCAACAACAGCAAGCGCAGCAACAGCAAGUGCAGCAACAGCAAUCGCAGCCGCAGCAACAGCAGCAGACGCAGCCGCAGCAGCAAAGUCUAGUCAAAUCGUCACCGACACUACCGAUGUUUAGUCAUACUAACCAAACAGCUCAACAACCGUACGCGACCUACGUACCUACCUCAGAACCGUAUAAUCAGGGUGUCUAUCCGCCCCCCAUGGGGCAACCGACUGUGAUGAUGGCGCCUCAUCCGACUCAGGGUCAAGCGAGCAUGCAAAACGGUGGUCAGGGGGACGUUGUCUUCAACCAGAAUCAGGUCUACACUAAUUACGCGGUACCUAUGCACCAAGGACCAAUACCACAGUCAGGGGAUAUGGCCGAGUUGUCCGGAUAUUUCUUGGGGAUGAACAUUUACGAUCAGCGUGGUAGUGGGGACAGCCACCCCACGCCUCCGCAUUCCACGUAUCCGCCACCGCCGCCCUCCGCGAAUCAGACUGUGCAGAACGUGCAGUCGAUACAGCCGAAUUAUUGGCAGCCGCCGCCGAAUCAAAUACCGCCCCAACAGACCAUGUACUUCGUGCCUCCUCCUGGAACGGCACUCUCCGUCGGUCAGAAUCCGGGGGACAGGCAGCAGCUACAUCAGCAGCAAAGGUUUCCAACGAAUUACUCGUUCAACGCGCAAACGAUGACUCCUCCGAGCCAAGCAAGUUCUAAUUACGUCGGCAGUUACCCGGUACCUUUCAAUUCGGUGCCGGCAGUGACUCCGACGCCUGGCGACUAUACGUAUCAACCUCCGGUCCAAAUGGUUCCUACGUACUAUCCGCCGGGGCAGCCAGCGAUGCAACCGCCGCCUGUGAUGUACAGAGUACCCACGCCACCGAACACGCCGACGUCUAGUCAGAUACCUGGUAUGCCGUUGAUGUACGUCAACUCGAACAGCUACGCAGCUCCAACAAUGGUGACUGGUGGAGCGUUCGGACACCAGGUCACCCACAACGGCACGUCUCCGGCGCCGCCUAGCGCAUACAUGACGCCCACGCUGGUUUCCAAUCUCGUCUUCAGACAAAACGUUCCUGUCGUUCCCAGCGUGCGGGCGACAACGCCAGGUAACUCCCAAAGAGCUAGUCGGUCUCCAACUCCAGCGCACGAGUUCUUUGGAGGUGGGAGCGGGGAUCGAAGCGCACAAUCUCAACCACGUUACCCACUGCCAAUGUAUCAGGGUGUCCAUAUCGUGCAAGGGGACAUGAGAUUGAUGCAUCCAGGCGUACCACCCAACCCCCGGUUGCAGUAUGCACCAAUAUCAUCACCGCCUGUUGUUCAAGGUUGCCCGCGGCCGUACAGGCCGCCUUCGUCUAACACCUCGGGGGCCGGUACGCCGACUUCCUUCGAUGGUAGAAAUCAGAAAAUUCGCAAACAGAGGUCCAAAGUAACAUCUUUGCCACCGAGCGGCGCACGACCCAAUUUCUAUCAGGCACCUUCCAUGUCAUCGCUCUCAUCAAACGUACCCAAAGACAUCAGAGAAGGAACGGUGAAGGUGACCAUCACCCGUCGGAAUCAGGUAUUUUGAGCAAACGGAUCGGCAGGAUAACUGGAUAACAUCGCUAAUAAUGCGAGUCACAGUUUCGAUUAUGAACAGCAAUCGAGAUUGGCAGCUUACUUUACUGUUCAGAGAGACACGUAUUCCUAACAUGCCAUAUUAAUUAUUACCCUGAAUAUCUAUUUAAAGAGAAGCAAGAGAGACGUUAUUAGAAGAAUACACGCGUGCACGUACAUUUUCUCAAAGUGAGAAAAAGACUAGCAUACUGUUAUGCGAAUUGGUUGUUUUUUUCGGAGGAAAGCAGGGGAUAACGCAAAAGAUGAAAUUUAACCUUUACUCGAGAGACUUUCAAUCGCACUGAAUUCACAGUACAACUGAAUCACCAUGACAAUGCAAGAGCGCGAGACGAGGAGAAGAAAGACAAACCGUGGUCACGAGUAUGUGCCCAGACGUAAGAAACGAGCGGAUCAGUGGUGCACCGAAUAGAGAGAGUUACUGGACAAAAUUUUAAUUACUAUUACAAUAUUAUUGUAGUGUGUGUGUAUAUAUAUGCAUAUGUGUGUAUGUGUGUGUAUAUACAUACAUAUACAUAUGUAAUACUUGAAGAUAUUUUAACUGCGGUUUUACAGAUACUAUAUGAAUGUGAGAUUUACUUUUAAGGAGUAUUAUUGUUAAGGUCAAAUAAACACACGAAUUUCUCGAGGUGGUCGCCGCGGUGAUUUCCGACCGCCGGGAGAACAUGUAUGACGAUUAAACUAAUGUGCGGGGAAAAACGAAAAAAAAAAAAAGAAAGAGUAAACUUUUACUGAGUACGUUUACAAGGCGCGCGAGUCUUUCGGCAUAGCGUUAGUGGCGAUCCAAAAAGGACGUUCCAUUGUCUAUCUUAUCCGCUAAUUUUGAUACACUCGCUGCCAUCGCAUCGGUCAACGAAUGUUGCGUUAACGUCGCUGCCCAUUCCGAGUCCAUUUUUUGAACGAGUUGUCUGCUACCUCAGCGUAAUAUCUAUGAAAAUUCUAAAAGUUGGCCGCGCGUUGACGAUGCCAGCCCUUACGCUUUCCUCUAACACGUAUUUAUUGUACGUGAAUAACGAGAACUUCUUACACUCUUCGCAAAAACGUUUACAUAUAAUUUCUACAAGCGUAUACUCUCUCUUUCUCUCUCUCUCUCUCUCUCUCUCUCUCUCUCUUUCUCACUCUCACUCUCACUCAUUUUCUUGUAUCUUGAAAAUUUUUAUUGUGUUUUACAAAACGCUAUACAUGUAUCGACUUUGCAAGGGAAAACAAAAUGAUAAUCACCCCGAAAAGAUACGAAAUCUAACAUUUUACACUUUCGCGACAUUCUACGAUGUUCAACUAGUUAUGUCUCUAAUCAGUCACAAUUCACGGUUAAGUGUGGUGUCAUUGACUAUAAAUAUGUAAACGUAUUCAGUACAUAAUCUUUAUGUCUAGUUUGAAGCAGUAGUUAAGUAGCGUGAAGCCAUCACAGCCUCUGAAUUCACCAUCCGCGCUUUGUACUUGCAGAGAAAGAAGGUCCGAAACUACCGUACUCUUACUUUUGCGAUAACAGAUAAUUUCUCUUGCGUUUGACACCGAUCACGGAUCACUGUCGGCGAUUUCGUCUGUUUUGUAAUCAUUCUUCAGUCUCGAAAGUUCGGAAUAAGUUAAGUUGUUCUUUUGUAUCACUAUGAUUUGUCUUCCAGUAUGCGAGCACGCUUCAUGAAUUUCGCGGAAAAAUCUCUUUAUUAUUUUCGCGCGCGCACGUGUGCAUGUGUGUGAAUGUGUGUAUGAGUGUAUGCGUGUGUGUCAUAUGUGUGCUUAUAUGUACGUAUGUUGUACAUAGAGUACCUACAUCUGUUGCAUAUGUGAUAUUUUAUAUAUAAAUAUAUAUAUAUAUACAUAAAUUGUAUAAAUUUAUGUCAUUAACAUUUAAUAAUAUAUAUAUAAAAUCACAAGCUCCAGAUGUAUUUACGUACAUAUAUACAUACAUAUAUAUAGAUAUAUAUCACACGACAGAUGUUAUUUUUCUCGCACACUCGUUCCAACGAAAUAGAGACAUACGCGAUAUAUAUGUAUAUGUACUAUACCGGUAGGAGGUGAUGGUGACACGCGGUCGCGGUAAUUAAUAACGUCUCCGUCUGUGAAAAACUAGGCGGAGCGGCGCGGGCUGGUCUCGCGCGACUAGACUAUUACGCACUCUCGCAAAAACAAGUAGAGUAGUCGCCAAAAGAAAAAGUAGCAAUCGAUCGUUAAUCGUUACCUCGUAGUGUAGAUCGCGAUCGCGAGGGAUGCCCGCGUUGCUCCGCGACACACAAAGAAAACCAAGUGGAAUCCAUCCAGAAGCUUCGCUUACGGUGAUUGUACUUCAGAAACGUAGGUGAAGGUGUGCCUAUCUCUUUAUGACGUUUCAAAUAAUGCGAGAAAGAGCAUGCGAUAUAAAUGUUAUUUAGCCGUUAAACGCGAAACGUGUGACCGCUACUUUUUCUUCGUGAGAAAAUGUGACAAAAGUUUUAAUCUUGUUAUAGGCUGAAAAGAGAAAAAAAAGACGAGAGACUCGAGCGGAUGUAAAAAGAUGUAGGCACCAAGACGCACUUCGAUUCGUAAAGAGAUGGGCGCACAACCAUAGUAUUAAACUGUACCUAAUGUCGUCGUAGUGAGUUAAAGAAAAAAAAA